AUGCUUCUCAAACUUCUGAAUCUUCUAGCACCUUUUUAUUUUCUUUGCCUUUUAUCAGUCACAUUUUCUCUCCAGAUAUUCCUGUUCCUUCCUGGGAUGUGUGAGGAUCCCUCAGGAAUUUUAAACCUAUAUGGCCUCCUGAACAGCUGUCUCUUUCUUUUCCUCCUAGUCAAUGUUGUUGGGAAUUAUAUUUUGGUAAUCUGGAACAGUCCUGGGGUAGGACAUAUCGGUACAGAAAGUGAAAUAGACAGUAAGCCCUUUUGCCAUCUGUGUGCUCGAGUGAUGUCUGAACAGGAGCAUCACUGUUUCUUCACAGGAACAUGUAUUGGCCGCAGUAACUGGCGUAGCUUUGUGUUCUUCUGCAUGCAUACCUCUUGCAGUUGCUUUCAUGCAGUGGUGUCAGGAGUGGGAUACAUCUCAGAAAUCAUUUCUCUUUCUUUCUUUGACCCUCUGACCUUCCUCAAGCUGCUUCCACAUUCUAUAACACGUUUCUUCUCAGGAUCAAUCCUCAGCUCAGACAUGCUGGUGGUCCUAAUGAUAUAUGUCUGGUUUGGGGUGGGUUUGGCUUGUGCUGCUUUCUGCUGCCACCAACUGAUGCUGAUUUCUAAGGGUCCAAGCUGUUUCCAGAAUCCUCAGAUAAACACAGCUGCCAAAAGGAGUGUCAACCUGCACAAUGUCUUCGGAGACAGAUGGAUUCUGGGAAUUCUAGUUCCACAACCAAGGGACCCGUGA
This is a messenger RNA of Bombina bombina (fire-bellied toad), 732 nucleotides long. It is a transcript of the gene ZDHHC22, whose product is annotated as zinc finger DHHC-type palmitoyltransferase 22. NCBI's taxonomy places the organism in Eukaryota, Metazoa, Chordata, Amphibia, Anura, Bombinatoridae. Gene Ontology annotation, cellular component: Golgi apparatus. Gene Ontology annotation, biological process: protein palmitoylation. The transcript is spliced from 2 exons. Gene Ontology annotation, molecular function: palmitoyltransferase activity. Bases 1 to 732 code for a protein of 243 amino acids. The record is from RefSeq and is a predicted model, not a curated record.